AUGGCAGCCGUGGCCACGGCGGUGACGCAACAGGGCGGCGGGAGGGUGAGCGUGACGGGGGAGCGAGCUAUGGGAUGCGAUGGGGGAGGCCGCCACCACAGGCUGCGCUCUGCCACACCGGAGUACGACUUGGAAGGUUUCGAGUUCUUCGCAAUCAUACUUGAGAAUUCCUCCAGGAGGCAGAGGUUGCCUAACACUUUUAUGAAGAUGUUGGACGGCCAUCGGCCAAAGAAUGUGAAGCUGCGACAGGCCAGUAGCGGGCUUCGCAGGCUGUGGGACGUGGAGAUGGUGUACAGGUACGACCACAUGUACCUGUGUCGUGGCUGGGAGCAGUUCGUCCGUGCCUACGACCUGCGGCACGGGUACUUCCUUGUCCUCAGGUACGACGGCAAUGCCAUGCUCACUGUGAAGGUGUUCAACAUGACUAUGUGUCGCAUGCGCUACCAGGACGACGACGAUGCCAGCAAUGGGAGCAGCAACUGUGACUCUAGCUAUAGCAAAAGCAGCAGUGACUCUGGCUACAACAAAAGCAGCAACGAGGAUGAGGAGGAACAGAGUGGGGAAGAAAAGGAGCAGAGCAGGGAUGAGGAGGUGUAG
Molecule: messenger RNA, 597 nt
Organism: Aegilops tauschii subsp. strangulata
Lineage: Eukaryota; Viridiplantae; Streptophyta; Magnoliopsida; Poales; Poaceae
Source: RefSeq, a predicted model, not a curated record